Diaporthe batatas is the source of this 2030-nucleotide messenger RNA. RefSeq lists its product as uncharacterized. NCBI's taxonomy places the organism in Eukaryota, Fungi, Ascomycota, Sordariomycetes, Diaporthales, Diaporthaceae. Bases 162 to 1598 code for a protein of 478 amino acids. The record is from RefSeq and is a predicted model, not a curated record. The transcript is spliced from 3 exons. Gene Ontology annotation, molecular function: hydrolase activity.
CUGGCGAUAACGGGCUGCACCGUCGUCUGCGCCUACGUGUUGACGAUGGAUCUGUCGACACCAGACAAGACACAGCCUGAACAGGUCAAGGCACCGGUUUCUAGCAGGAGGCAAAGACAACUUUGCUGCACUUGGUCCUUGUGUGUACGGGCCCAGAUACCAUGGAAUACAAACAGCCACAGCGGUCCACUACCGGAUCACUAAAGAUCAAGCCCCGGCUCAUCAUUCAUGGCGGCGCCGGCAAUAUCAAGCCAACGAAUCUAACACCGGAGCGAUAUGAAGCUGUCAGGACAUCACUCCUUGGUAUGAUCGCAAAAACUCACGGCUACAUGCACGGCGCUGCCUCUCCAUCCGCACUCCAGGUCGCCACGUUUGCAGUUACCCUGCUGGAGAACGACCCCCUGUUCAACGCCGGCAAAGGAGCAGUCUUCACACGUGAUGGGAUCCAACAGCUCGAGGCUUCUGUCAUGGUGUCGAGGGGCCACGCCAAGCGUGCGGCCGGUGCCUUGGGGCUGCGACACGUCAAGAAUCCCAUCUUACUUGCUCGGGCGAUCUUAGAGCGUGGAGAAGAGGAUCUGUGGGGUAGAAAAGGCCAGGGACACAAGGACGCCACGAGCACGAAUGUUGGGAGUGACAACCUCGACGCUGCGGGUUUAGACGUGCCAUCCGCCCAGGGACAUACUCUCGUCUUUGGCUCCGCAGCUGAGACACUGGCAAGAACUUAUGGUCUAGAGUUCGCGCCGACAAGCUACUUUUUUACGCAGACAAGGUGGGACGAGCACCUUCGUGGCCUGGAGCAGGAGAAGUCUGGAAAGCAGUACUCGGCAACCUGGUCGGCAGAGGAAUACCUCCCGCAGGGUACGACGGGUGCAGUGGCUCUUGACUCGGACGGUGUGGUCUGCUGUGCAACCAGCACAGGUGGACUGACCAACAAGCUGACCGGCCGGGUUGGAGACACGCCUAUUCCCGGCGCCGGAUACUGGGCGGAGGAAUGGGAAGACAACAGAACCUCUCAGACUUCGCCACCCCUGACCACCCUAUCGAACUUCUGGGAUCGUGGGGUCGAAGCAGUUCGUCGCACAGGCUCCGUUGUCGAGUUUAGUGGCGCCCUGCGCAGCUUGAUGGCCGAUUGCUUGCCGACCCCCUUCUUUUACACCCCAUUGGCACCCUCCACGUCUUCCCAGCUGACGACUACCCGCUCAUUUGCGACAUCCGGUACGGGCAACGGGGACUCAUUCCUCCGGGUUAACGCUGGGCGAACCGUGGGGGCCAUCGCACGCUGGGGCGGCAAGUCUUGCGCACAAGCUUUGACUGCUGUCACAGGGCCUGGGGGUCAGCUACAGCAAUCAGCGGGGGACCGGUGGAUGAUCACUGGAGAGGGAGAGGGCGGCAUGAUUGGGAUUGAGAGCAUCGUGGUAAGAGAUGCGCAAGGGAACAUUGUUGAAGCCAGAAACUCUAUCAUUCAGGAUCACAAUUGCCCAGGUAUGUUCCGCGCGUGGGCCGACGACGACGACAAGGCGGUUUUCCAAGUAUGGCAUGAUGCAGAGGGACGGAGAGAGGACAUCCCCGCCUGGAAAGGGGAGAAAGACGGUAUUUAGACGCACGUGGCGGCUGUUUCGAUUGAGCCAUGUGGCUCUAAGGAGCGACUUCAAGACUAGGCUUCAUGCGGGUAGACGGUGAGAAACUCUGACGGGGCAUUUGUCGAAAGGAAUACAUGCAUUGAGAACGCAUCUUGCCGCACGAGUCGUGGCCGAACACCAUCGGAUGUGCUUGAUACUGCACCAUCAGAACCAGAACAACCCCUGGGAAAGUAUCACCCCACCACAGAUCACAGGGCAUUGCGGAUGGUAAUUUUGCAAAAGCGUAUCCGAAAUCGCCCUCCUCACAGAUCCCGAGUGUCAAUGAUCAUCAAAUUAAAUAUUGAAGAAUGCCCACCACUGCCUCUUGUGGUGCCAUGCCUAGGAAGUUGGGCAUGUUUCGACAGCCUGUGGCAAGACGUCUAAUGUUCGACUCGUGAUGCUGGGGCUGAG